This is a messenger RNA of Hemicordylus capensis (graceful crag lizard), 3764 nucleotides long. RefSeq names its product dihydropyrimidinase (gene DPYS). The transcript is spliced from 10 exons. NCBI's taxonomy places the organism in Eukaryota, Metazoa, Chordata, Lepidosauria, Squamata, Cordylidae. Gene Ontology annotation, cellular component: cytoplasm; cytosol. Gene Ontology annotation, molecular function: dihydropyrimidinase activity. The coding region runs from base 117 to 1610 and encodes 497 amino acids. The record is from RefSeq and is a predicted model, not a curated record. Gene Ontology annotation, biological process: pyrimidine nucleobase catabolic process.
GGAGCCUUAAAAAGCGUUGCUGUGGCUUCCGUACCGCCGUCCUGAGAAGUCAGCCUGCUUCUCUAGAAAGUGUGUUCAGAAGCGUGUAAGGGGCAGAAAAAGAGAGAGAGGAAGCCAUGCAGAAGAUCUUGAUCAAAGGAGGGAGGGUGGUGAACGACGACUGCUCCCAAGUGGCCGAUGUGUACGUGGAAGAUGGGAUAGUGCGGGCGGUGGGGCCGAAUCUCCAGCCUACAUCCCCCACUGGUCUCCAGGUGGUAGAUGCCUCCGACAAGCUGGUUCUGCCUGGAGGGAUUGAUACGCACACGCACAUGCAGUUCCCCUUCAUGGGAACCCAGUCUAAAGACGACUUCUACCAAGGAACGAAGGCUGCCGUAGCAGGAGGCACCACAAUGAUAAUCGACUUCGCAAUACCUCUGAAAGGUUAUUCCCUCAUUGAAGCCUAUGAGAGAUGGAGAAGCUGGGCGGAUCCCAAAGUCUGCUGUGACUAUGCACUGCAUGUUGCAGUCACAUGGUGGAGUGACAAGGUCAAAGAAGAAAUGAAAAUUCUUGCCCACGAGAAAGGUGUCAAUUCGUUUAAGAUGUUUAUGGCGUAUAAAGGUCUGUAUAUGGUUGGAGAUCAAGAGCUGCACUCUGCCUUUUCUCAAUGCAAGCAAAUUGGCGCAGUUGCUCAAGUCCAUGCAGAGAAUGGAGAUUUGAUUGCAGAGGGUGCAAAGAAGAUGCUAGCCCUGGGAAUAACUGGCCCAGAGGGGCACCAGUUGUGUCGCCCAGAAGAAGUGGAAGCAGAAGCCACGAUGAGGGCAAUCACUAUAGCAAAUUCGGUGAACUGCCCUCUUUAUGUAGUUCAUGUUAUGAGCAAGUCUUCAGCCAAGGUGAUAGCGGAUGCACGGAGACAGGGGAAAGUUGUAUAUGGGGAGCCUAUUGCUGCUAGUCUUGGUACGGAUGGCACUCACUACUGGCACAAGGAAUGGCCGCAUGCAGCAGCACAUGUCAUGGGUCCCCCACUGAGGCCAGAUCCUUCAACUCCAGAUUUCCUCAUGAACCUUCUAGCAAAUGGUGACCUAAGCGUAACAGGGACGGAUAACUGCACCUUUGACAUCUGCCAGAAGGCUUUGGGGAAGGAUAACUUCACAAAGAUCCCAAAUGGCGUGAACGGGGUCGAGGACAGGAUGUCGGUUAUAUGGGAAAAAGGAGUGCACAGUGGCAAAAUGGAUGAAAAUAGAUAUGUGGCUGUUACCAGUACAAAUGCAGCUAAAAUCUUCAACCUGUACCCACGGAAGGGGAGAAUAGCUGUGGGCUCUGAUGCUGAUAUUGUUGUUUUGGAUCCCAAAGCAACAAGGACUAUCUCGGCAAAGACGCAUCAUCAAGCCAAUGACUUUAAUAUAUUUGAAGGCAUGGUCUGCCACGGGGUACCAGUCGUGACCAUUUCACGUGGCAAAGUCGUUUAUCAAGGUGGAGUCUUCCAUGUUGCAGCAGGAGAAGGAAAAUAUAUUCCCCGUGAACCAUUCCCUGAAUAUGUGUACAAACGGAUCAGGCAGCGGGACCAGGUCUGCCAGCCUGUACCCGUCAAAAGAGCACCAUAUAUGGGCAAAGUGGUUUCACUCAUGAAAUGAAAAUAAAUUCCAUGAUGGAGUUCAUCUUCUUGUAGAUCAAAACCAGAUGAAAAAGGAUUAUUUUUACUCUGCCUAUGCAAUUCCUUUUGGAGUCAUAUCAGCCUGUAAUGUUGGUAUCAAGCCUCGAAUAAUCCCGAAAGAUUACCAGUCUGUCAAAACAGCUACUAAUUAAUGUGAAAGUGACUUUUCUCUCUGCUGUUUUACCAUUGCUGCCAUUGGAGUGAGAACCUAUUUUGGAAACCUACAGGAAGACACUUUUUCAUUGAGAAUGAUCCAGGUGCAGACAGCAUGUGAACAUUUUCAGAGGUCCAUUGUGAUUUAUAUGAGGACAUAAGGAAGUUGCCACAUCCAGAUCUAUAUGAAGUGUUAAUAUACAGUAAUCCUAAUGAUUGAAGUGGCAAAACUGAAAUGAGUUAUUGAAUCAGCAUCCUCACAGGGAAUGAUGAGGAAUGUGUGAUUUAGAUGUCUGACAUCACCAUAAGUGGCACAGCGGGGAAAUCUUUGACUAACAAGCAGAAGGUUGCCGGUUCGAAUCCCGGCUGGUACUAUAUUGGGCAGCAGUGAUAUAGGAAGAUGCUGAAAGGCAUCAUCUCAUAAUGCGUGGGAAGAGGCAAUGAUAAACCACUCCUAUAUUCUACAAAAAAACCCCACAGGUCUCUGUGGGUGCCAGGAGUUGAAAUCAACUUGACAGCACACUUUACCUAUAUCCAGCAUUUAAUUUGACAUGCAGGUUUACCACUGCUAUUGCUCUGCAACAUGCUCUUCUGGUUUAUUGGGCUUCUUCUCCCUCUUUCUCUUGUAGUUAGUUGGAGCUAAGAUCAUUAGGACUGUGCCAUAAGAGAUCAUCCAGUGUGGAUCUGAAAUCCAACACUUGCCACCCCCUCAAAGAACUUGAACAAACAAGGCCCACUCUGAUUGUCAUUUAAGAUGAACAAUACUGCCUGGAUGGAUCACUUGGUCUAAGCCAAGGCUGCUAGUAUCACCAGCCCCAUUAAGUAGAGAUGGCCAGAAAUGAACCUGGGAUCUCAUACAGGUCACACAUGUGCUCUAAGCUGUAACUUGCUCUGUUGCAUUCUCUCUCAACCCCACACCUGGAAAAACACCCACACAGAGUAUUCCUGAUCUGAAUGCUGUACCUUUCUAUUUGCAAAACACUACCCACCAAUACCACUAGCCAUGAAAAUGAAGAGUUCAGUCAUGGGCCAAUGUUGAGUAAAUUCUUUGCGGGGGGAAGAGUCAUUCACAGUCUUAGAAUUUUCAUAGCCAAAAAGGGAAACAUAGACAACACUUCAGCAUUCUCUGCAUUUCAUACAGAUAAUCUUUAGGAGUGUCAGUGGCCUGGAUCCUGCCAGUUUUGAUUGCCAUCCUGAGACAACUGGGUCAGUCCUUCAUUAAUUUUUCAAACUGCAGCUGAUCUGAUUUGGGGAUUUUUCCACAGCACACUGAACAUCUUUUUUUCACUGCCUUAAAAAAAAGAAAAAGGAAGUUCUGCAUUUCAGAAUGUGGGUGGAAUGGGUGAGUCAAAGGGGCAAGUCAGAGAUUUGUAUGCACAGUGUCACUGAUGCACACAAGAACUGAGGAGCAGGAGGGAAUGAGGCCACAACACCACUAGAAGCAACAUUAGAAAAGAAAUCUGGUAACCCUAAUUGGCUCUGAAGAACUAAAACCCUUCAUUUCAAACUUGCAUUGUUCAUGGUGAGCUGAAAGCUAAAGCUCUUUCAUCUAUGAAAAAUAAAACAUGAAAUGUAAGGUGGCUGGAGGGAUGGAUGACACUUGGGUGAUGAUAGAUAUAUAUCACGAAAGAAAAUAUCCACCCACAUUAAAAAAACAGUGGCAAAGAUAAGAAAAAGGCAGCAGAAAGGAGGGAGGAAGAAUGUAAAGAACUCUGAGUUCUUACAAAAAGCAUAAGAAAGCAGAUUAAAAUAAUACUGAAAGAAAUACGUGAAUUAGAGAGAGGUAUUACUCAGAUGGCAUGUCAGGACAACAAUGCAAAUUAAGCACGGGAUUUGUACAUUUUGGUGACUUCAGAACUGGAUGAUGAAGUGAGAUUCAGAGUUGAAAAGUAAACCAAUGUCAGGGAAAUCAAAUGCACCAGACUGUUUGUUCACUCAAAGAAUCAUAAAUGUCUUUAAAGAUUUUCUUUACGGUGUUAAA